UCACGUGUUUUUUUUGUUGCGAGUACUAUAAUGUCCGACGGUUUUGAACGCAACGCCAGAUCCCUGUAGUCCAUGCAUCCAUUCCUGUCUGUUUGUACCUGCUGACUACUGAACUUAGCUAGCAGCCUUUUUACCUUAUGAGGCACUUCUGUCCUGGAAUAACAACAUGAACCAACAUCCCAGAAUGAUUUGAACUCGCUUCCCCCUCAAUAUGUCAAGGCUCAUUUAGGGAAAGAUGGGCACCGUCUGUCCGGCGUCAGCGUUUUAGCUGUUAGGGCUGUUUUUUUUUUUGUGGGUCCAUUUUGCGUGUAAUUGGAAGUGGAAAAGACAAAGAAAAGAGCUUUCCAAUAGCUAGAAUGGUUUGGGCCUAAAAAGAAGACAAGAGCAACAUGAACCGUGAGGACCGGAAUGUGCUUCGAAUGAAAGAAAGAGAAAGGAGAAAUCAAGAAAUCCAGCAGGGAGGAGGCGAGGCCUUUCCAGCAAAUUCCCCUCUUUUCCCUGAGCCUUACAAAGUGUCCAGCAAAGAAGAUAAACUGUCGAGCCGUAUUCAGAGCAUGCUGGGCAAUUACGACGACAUGAAAGAUCCAAUUGGCGAGACCCUUCCGAAGCUUAGCGCCAAACCUACGAACAGCUCGUCUUCCUCCGAGGAGAAAUUGGCCCUGCCCUUGUUUGCCGGUGACCAGCGAGGAAGCGGAAGCAGCCAGAGCAGUAAGUGGACUCCUGUCGGCCCCGCCUCAGCGGCCUCCUCAUCCCAGUCUCAGAAACGCUCCGGACUCCAGGGGGGGCACAGUAGCCAGAGGGGCAGCGGCGGCAGUAGCGGCAGCAGCAGUGGUAGCCAAAGACACGGCGGAGAGUUGCGGGAAAAGAAGUCGAGUAAACACAGUGGAUCAGAUCACUCAAAGUCGCACACAUCCAGUCCGGCCAAGGGCUCGCUGAGCUCUUCCGGCGGCAACAGCCACUCGCGGAGCUCCUUGGCCGCCGAGCAGCAUCACAGUAAGGAGCGCUACAGGUCCAAGUCACCGCGAGACCGGGAGGCCAACUGGGACUCGCCUUCACGGCUUCACACCUCCUUCCCUAGCGGACAGCACUCGAGUCAGGCAUUCCCCCCGUCGCUCAUGUCCAAACCGGGCUCCAUGCAGCAGAAGCCCACGGCCUAUGUGAGGCCUAUGGACGGCCAAGAGACGGCAGAAGCCAAGAGCUCACAAGCAGAAAGCUACAGCGGACAGUCGCACAGCAGCACUAUGGGGGAGAUGAAGUCUAAUGGAAAAGCCUCGCUGACCAAACUCAAGAUCCCCUCGCAGCCUGUAGAGGGAUCUGGAGACGCCAACUGCGUGGACGAGAUUCUGAAGGAAAUGACUCAGACCUGGCCCCCUCCAUUGACAGCUAUCCACACCCCCUGCAAGACAGAGCCCUCCAAGUUUCCUUUCCCCACUAAGGAUUCUCACUCCUUCCCAAAGCGGGGCAGUUCUUCCAAGAGCUCAAGCAGCCACCAGUCCAAGCCUUGUGAUAACCAGCCAACAACGCUGGCAGAGGACCUCAAGCUCAGCAGCAGCGAGGACAGUGAUGGAGAGCAGGACUCUGCCAAAAACAUCUCAAGAAACAAAUCAGAAAGCAAUAACAGCGAAGGACCGGAGCAGUCCAAGGAUGACUCCAGCAGCCACAGUGGUUCCGAGACCAGCUCGGGUUCUGAGAGCGAGAGUGAGAGCAGCACGACGGACAGCGAGGCCAACGAGCCUCCACGACCUGCUUCUCCGGAGCCUGAACAACCAAUGGCCAACAACAAGUGGCAACUGGACAACUGGUUCAAGAAGACUAAGCAGUUCUCUCCAGCGUCGCCAUUGGACAACAACAGCGUGCAAACCAAGAGCAAAAAAGAGGGCAGAGAUAAUAGCUCAGGUCGAGGCUAUGGGAGCCAGGGCGGCGGAUCCAAAGAUUCCUCAGCACCGACACCAUGCAGGGACCUUCGAGCGGCGCAAAAAGGAGGCGAGACUGGCCGCGGUCGGCAGAAAUCUCCAGCCCAGAGUGAAAGCAGCUCGGGGAGCCGGAGGCCUGUGGGGAAGAAACAGCCUAAAAAGUCUGAAAAGCCCCCAGUGGUGGAGGAACCCAAGGGCGGGUUGAGGGUGGAAAGCGAGCCAGCUCCUGAGAUCCCCCCUCACCGGCCAAUAGCCGCCACCAAGGGUUCCCGCAAGCCCAGCAUCAAAAAGGAGCCAAAAUCCUCUCCGCGGCCCACCGCAGCUACCACCGCCACCACCGUCAACAAGCGCAAGGCCAAAGCCAAGUCGUCUUGCGAGAAGUCUCGGGAGUUUGUCACGGACUCGACAACGUCGGACUCUGAAGAAAAUGACAGCAUCCCGUCCUCGUCUCAGACGCCCAAGUACACUGAGAGCAUCCGGACGCCUGUGUGUGUGUUCUCUUUGGAGGACAAAGAGCUGCUGUCUCCUUUAAGUGACCCGGAAGAGCGCUCCACCACGAGGCAGCCUCCGCAGCAGGUUUUGAUAGUCAAGAUAGAUCUCAGCUUGCUAUCCAGGAUCCCUGGGCGGCCAUACAAGGAGCCUGCUGAGAUAAAAGUGGAGCGAGACGACUCCCAAGACCGGGACAGCAAGGAAUUCAGCAAGCAGAGCUCUGAAAAGAGCUCAAGCAAGACCAAGAGGAAGCACAAGAAUGACGAGGAAGGCACCAAGCCAGACAGCAAGCGAUGCAAGGUGGAGGACAAAUCUCAAUCGCAUCAUAAAAGCAGCAGUAAAGAAUCCAAGAGGUCUUUGGAGAAAAAAGAGGAGCCUGUCCCCUCUCCGUCAAUGGCAGGUCUCCAGCGGACGCCGAAAGCCGAGCAUCCGAGUCGGAAGAGGACCGCCAGCCAGUCAUCCACGUCUUUGUCCAGCGGAGCGGGUAGUGGCAAGGAGGGGGGCCACAGCACCAAGAGCACCUCCACCUCCAAGCACAGAAAAGGCGAGGAUAAGGGACGCAGCACUCGGGAAUGCAAGGAGAAAUCCUCAAAGAGCUGUGAUAACCAGCUGGCUGUGCCGCCGCUACCCACCGAUGGUUCCAAGUCUCAAAGAUCCAAGCUGCCGUUUGAGGACAGGGCUCUUUCAGCAGAUCAUUACUUACAAGAGGCCAAGAAACUUAAACACAAUGCCGAUGCACUGCUGGACCGCUUUGAGAAGGCCAUCUACUACCUGGAUGCGGUGGUGUCGUUCAUUGAAUGCGGCAACGCCCUCGAGAAGAGCGCCCAAGAGGCCAAGUCUCCCUUUCCCAUGUAUGCUGAAACGGUGGAACUCAUCAAGUACACAAUGAAGUUAAAAAGCUACAUGGCUCCAGAUGCAACGUCAGCAGACAAGCGUGUAGCGGUUCUUUGCCUAAGAUGUCAAUCUCUCCUCCAUCUGCGGUUGUUCAAACUGAGGAAAGACAGCGCUCUGAAAUACUCCAAAACACUUUCAGAACAGUUAAAGAACUCUCUGAGUAACACCCAGGCUCCCUCUCCUGGCAUGGGAAACAAAGCAGCAGGAAUGCCCUCGCCGGUGUCCCCUAAAUUGUCACCGGGCACGGCAGGCGGCUACUCGUCGGUGAGCAGCAGUAGCAGCGCCGGCUCGUCCGUGACCAUACCUCAGCGUAUCCACCAGAUGGCCGCCAGCUACGUGCAGGUCACCUCCAACUUCCUUCACGCCACCGAGGUGUGGGACCAGGCGGAGCAGCUGUCAAAGGAGCAAAAAGACUUCUUCCAAGAGUUGGACAAAGUGAUGGGUCCCCUAAUCUUCAACACCAGCAGCAUGACAGACCUGGUGCGUUACACCCGCCAGGGCCUCCAUUGGCUGCGUCUGGACGCCAAGCUUGUUCCCUAGCGAGGAGCUUUGCCUCCUACGCACACAGCCACACCUCAGCGACGCACCCUCACCUCACACAGCCCACCUCUGGUCUUCUUAUACGCGGACACACACACACGAUGAUGAACCUCUUAGACAUAUCUCUUAAGUGUGUGUGUCCUUUUUAUCUACACCAGCUUGCCAAAAACUGAGCAAAUUGGAACAUCUCAAACCGCCGACUGCACCUUCGGCGGGAGAAGCUUACCACGUUUCACAUAUCCACAUCUUAAUAGAUUUGACCCUAAAGCACCAGGUGAUUUAUUUAUUAUUUAUUCCCUGGACUUCAGUUAUCAAUAUGCUCCUGUUUUUCUCCCCCACCAAAGUACCUCCCAUGAAACACCAAAGGUGCUUUAAAAUUUUCAAAUGAAGGUUUCUCUUUGUU
Messenger RNA from Entelurus aequoreus (snake pipefish), 4239 nucleotides. RefSeq names its product AF4/FMR2 family, member 4 (gene aff4). NCBI's taxonomy places the organism in Eukaryota, Metazoa, Chordata, Actinopteri, Syngnathiformes, Syngnathidae. The coding region runs from base 390 to 3836 and encodes 1148 amino acids. Gene Ontology annotation, biological process: regulation of gene expression. The record is from RefSeq and is a predicted model, not a curated record. The transcript is spliced from 21 exons. Gene Ontology annotation, cellular component: super elongation complex; nucleus.